Prinia subflava (tawny-flanked prinia) is the source of this 1713-nucleotide messenger RNA. RefSeq names its product cytochrome P450 2J4-like. Gene Ontology annotation, biological process: xenobiotic metabolic process. Lineage: Eukaryota; Metazoa; Chordata; Aves; Passeriformes; Cisticolidae. The record is from RefSeq and is a predicted model, not a curated record. The transcript is spliced from 9 exons. Gene Ontology annotation, molecular function: iron ion binding; oxidoreductase activity, acting on paired donors, with incorporation or reduction of molecular oxygen, reduced flavin or flavoprotein as one donor, and incorporation of one atom of oxygen; heme binding. Gene Ontology annotation, cellular component: intracellular membrane-bounded organelle; cytoplasm. Bases 16 to 1488 code for a protein of 490 amino acids.
AAGGCAGACACUAAAAUGUUGACCAUAAGUCAAGCUCUUGUGGCAGUGGCUGUAUUUCUUCUGAUUUCACAGUUUUUAAAGUUGCAGCGAGUGCGGAGACAGUUUCCUCCUGGACCAGUCCCUCUCCCGGUCCUUGGGACGCUGAUUCAGCUGAAAUUUCAGUUUAACCGUGAUCUCCUCAUGAAGCUGGCAAAAAUUCACGGCAACAUAUUCACUUUAUGGUUUGGACCGGCCCCGGUGGUUAUACUGAAUGGAUUUCAAGCCGUGAAGGAUGGCAUGACCACACACCCUGAAGAUGUUUCUGGGAGGCUGGUGUCACCUAUGUUCAGAGCAAUGGCCAAAGGAAAAGGGAUUAUGUUGGCAACUGGUCACACCUGGAAGCAGCAGAGGAGGUUUGCUCUGAGGACUUUACGCAACCUUGGUCUGGGGAAAAGAGGUCUGGAGCACCGUGUUCAAGAAGAAGCCCACUACCUGGUAGACUUCUUUGCAAGUACGAAAGGGAAACCUGUGGAUCCUUCUUUCCCUCUUGUCCAUUCUGUCUCAAAUGUAAUUUGUGCUGUCGUGUAUGGGCAUCGGUUCUCCAGAGAGGAUGAGACCUUUCAUGAGCUGAUUAAAGCUACAGAAUAUAUCUUCAAAUUUGGAGGCAGCUUUAUUCAUCAUCUCUAUGAAAUCUUCCCCUGGCUGAUGAGCCAUAUCCCUGGCCCUCAUAAGACAGCGUUGGCUGGUUAUGAUGUUCUGAGCAACUUCACACGGAGAGAGAUCCGAAUGCACACAGAGCGUGGGACGCCAGAGGAGCCAGAGGAUUUCAUUGACUUCUACCUGGAUCACAUUGAAAAAUCCAAAGAUGAACCCAGGUCAACAUACAAUGAAGACAACAUGGUUCAUUCCAUAAAUGACCUUUUCUUGGGUGGAUCAGAGACAUCAAGCACUACUUUGAACUGGGGCCUUCUCUAUAUGGUGGCAAAUCCAGACAUCCAAGAGAAGGUGCAGAAGGAGCUGGAUGCUGUUCUGGGGCCCUCCAAGUUAAUCUGCUAUGAGGAUCGGAGAGAACUGCCGUACACAAACGCUGUGGUCCAUGAGAUCCAACGCUUCAGCAACAUUAUUUCAGUUGGCAUGCCCAGGAUUUGUGUGAGGAACACAACCUUGCUUGGCUUUCCCCUCAAAAAGGGCACCAUAGUUCUUCCAAAUAUUGCUUCAUCUUUGUAUGACCCAGAGCAGUGGGAAACACCUCGACAGUUCAACCCUGGUCACUUCUUGGACAAGGAUGGAAACUUUGUGGCCCAAGAAGCUUUUUUACCAUUCUCAAUAGGGCACCGGGUGUGUUUGGGGGAGCACUUAGCGAGGACCGAGCUCUUCAUUUUCUUUGCCAGCCUGCUGCGGGCGUUCACCUUCCAGCUCCCUGAGGGGGUGACACACAUCAACACUGAGCCCGUCAUGGGGGGCACCCUGCAGCCCCACCCCUACAGGGUUUGUGCCAUUCCACGCUAGGCUGGACGUGUGCAGGGUAUCACAGACCAUCUGUGAAACAUCUUUCUUGUUUGUCUGAAUGUAUCUCCUGAGACUAUAUAAUGCUUUUUUGUAUUGGAUUUGAAUUUCUAGUUCAAAAGCCACCUUUUGUCUACAGCGGGUAAUUUUAUUUAGACCCUGUUACCUGCUCAUGAAGGUGAUCUUUUUUUGUGGUAAAAAUUCUUUUGUUCUCUAAGACCCCAUCAU